Molecule: messenger RNA, 987 nt
Organism: Symbiodinium pilosum
Lineage: Eukaryota; Dinophyceae; Suessiales; Symbiodiniaceae
Source: the annotation of a GenBank genome assembly
AUGCGCUUCUAUGAGAGUGGCAAGUGGGGAUUUACUCUUCUAUGGGGUUACUAUGGCUCCGUGCUUCCGUUGGCGUUUGUCAUGGCUGUGCCCAAUGCUGUGAUCGCCUUCACUCUGGGGACCUUGCAUGAACAUGACGUGUACGCGCAGGACCAAGAUACCAUCAACACAGCCUGGGGCAUUCUCGGUAUCUUCAGCACCUGCAUGUUCUUCGUGCUGAACUUCAGAAGUACCAUCGCCUAUAACAGGUGGUGGGAAGGAGGCACCCUGCUGCAGCAGACCCGUGGAGAAUGGUUUAAUUGCUUUAGCAGUCUCAUGGCUUUCACAAAUCCGGCUCCAGAGAUGGCACGACAAGUUGAGGAGUUUCAGCACCUGCUUGUCCGCCUGAUGAGCCUGCUCUUUUGCUGCGCGCUGCAGCAAGUCUCUCCUGACAGGGACAGGGCUUUCGAGAUCUUGUCGCCUGCCGGAAUCGAUCCGCAGAGCUUGUCUAUGCUAGCGAAGAGCAAAGACAAGGUAGAAGUUAUUCUGCAAUGGCUCCAGCGAUUAAUCACGUUGAGCAUGCAGAAUAGCAUCAUUGUGGUUGCGCCGCCGGUGGUGACACGUGCAUAUCAAGAGCUGUCUCGUGGGAUCGUGAAUUUGCAGAACGCGAGGAAGAUUGCGGAGUUCCCGUUUCCAUUUCCGCUCGCGCAGGUGAGCAUGGCAAUGCUGUGUGUCCACUGGGCCCUCGUUCCAGUACUUUGCAGCAUGCUUCUCGGAAGAGUUCUUGCUGCUUGCGUUGCCUUCGUGGUCAUUUGCUUCUUGUGGGCACAGAAUUUCAUCGCGCUGCAGCUGGAGUCCCCCUUUGGCCGCGAGCCGAACGACCUGCCCAUGCAUCAGAUGCAAAGUGAUUGGAACACUAGCUUGCGAGCACUGAUGAAUCCGAUAGCCCAGCGGCCUCCCUCGUGGCCUGGCAGCAGCCAGUUGUUUCUUCCCGUUGUCAACGUAUAG